CACAACGCUUUAACAAUGUCCGAAGAUUUAUGCUCCAUCUGUUUUGUAGCCCAGUUCAAGUACAAAUGUCCCGCUUGCGCUGCAAAAACCUGCUCCAUGCUCUGUGUUAAGCGCCACAAGCUCCAGUCUGAGUGUUCGGGGCAAGUGGAUCCAACAAAGUACACUCCCAAACACACCUUGGAUGAGACCCACUUACACAGAGACUACAACUUUUUACUUCUGAUAGGACGGAAAAUCGAUGUGGGAAAGACGGAUGUCUUGAAUAAUGCGCGCAAUAUCUUCAAAAACAACGCUGCCAAGCGCCAACGAUUGACCGACGGCAGACCAAAGGAGUCGUCUGAGCCGGAAACAGUCCGCCGCAGAAACGUCAAUGUCAUUCAGUUACCCCACGGGAUGCAAAGAGCGGCUCAGAACAAGUCUGGGUUUGAUAAAAAGGCCCAGAGGUACAUGUGGACCGUAAAGUGGGUUCUCGUUACCCAGGACCUGGAGGAAAACCUCACAGACGUGUCCCAGCACAUCUCUUACAGGGUGAAAGAGGAUGAGACAUUGCUGGAGGCUAUUCCGUGGCGUUUCUUUUCCAAGUUUUUGCCAAAAGUCACUGAAACAGAGCAUCCCACCACCAAGAUAGAAACGGUCCAAAGCAUCACUACCGAGGAAACAGUUAUGUCAGCCAGCACAAAAACUGUUGACACUACCACAGAGGAGCCGAUAAAUGCCCCCGCCACCGAUGAACGGGCUCAACCUGAGCUUUAUUUCUACAUGAAAUCACACCCCAUGAAGAGAGAUGCCUGUCUCGAGCUCCUCCGCACAGAGUCCCAGUUAAAGGAUGUUUUGGAGAACAAGUUCGUCUUGGAGUACCCUACAAUCUAUUUCAGCGAGCGCGAAUUGGCAGUGAAGCUGGUAGAGGCUUCCAAGGAGGAAUCCUCUUCCGAUGAAUCGUCCUCUGAUGACUCCAGCGAUGAAAGUGAUUCAGAUAGCGAUGAUGCCCCAGAGGAAAGCUCCUCUAAACAGGUGACGGAUGGGGGUGAACUGGAAAUGAACCCGCCUACGGAGCAAACGCUGGAAGUAGAUGGAUCUAUACGGGCGGAGGAAACCGUUGGUAGCGCGGCAUUGGAGUUUAUUGAAGAUAUGGUGACGAUAGGAACAGGUGCUCCAAGAACGGAAGGAAGGAGUAUUACAAACCUAGAGAACUUCUCUGCUGACGUCUUCGAGGAAGUUCAACUACAAGAGCCCGACAGCUCUAAACUAGAAGUAUUGGCUCAACUACAAGAUUCAGGUAACUAUAUAUAGUGACUGAAGUACCUCUAAA
Molecule: messenger RNA, 1309 nt
Organism: Babjeviella inositovora NRRL Y-12698
Lineage: Eukaryota; Fungi; Ascomycota; Pichiomycetes; Serinales
Product: zinc finger HIT domain-containing protein
Exons: 1
Coding region: 16-1290 (424 amino acids)
Biological process (GO): snoRNA localization; box C/D snoRNP assembly; maturation of LSU-rRNA from tricistronic rRNA transcript (SSU-rRNA, 5.8S rRNA, LSU-rRNA)
Cellular component (GO): nucleus; pre-snoRNP complex
Source: RefSeq, a predicted model, not a curated record